UUUUCUAGAUUAAAUAUCUUCUUUUAGUAUGCAGGAUAAAAUAGCGUUAACGAUAGCUGAAUUAGUAAGCGAACAAGUUAAACAAGGACUAAAAAAUCACGUAGCAAUUCUCGAAGACAGUGUCCUUAAUGCAGUACGUUCAAGAGCUGUGACUCCUUCUCCACAUGUAAUUGAUACUCAGUUUCAGCUGGUUCAGAUACAGCAGGCAUUAGCAAAAGGACAAAUAGACGUGGCAUUUCAACAGGCCCUGUCUGCUUCAGACUUGUCUCUAGUUGUCUAUGUGUGUGAAAAAGUCAAUCCUCAAGAAGUGUUUGGACUGGACAAGUGCAUUUUACCGCAACAUGUAACUCUGUCGUUAAUACAGCAAUUAAGCGCCGAUUUAACAAGAAACACAGAAUUAAAAUACAUGUAUCUACAAGAGGCUCUAUUGAAUCUGAGCACAUCACAUCCGUUGACUAAGGAUCACAUUCCUGCCAUUUUAAAAGAACUGUUAAAACAACUCAACAAUUUCAUCAUGUCAAACUCUACGCACAAGUGCGCGAGAAACAUGCGUAUGCUUCAGAUGAUAACGCAAUCUUUGCUUAAGUCGUAGUUUUUAUUAUCUAAAUAAAUUCAAGUUAAAUUCUUAAACUUUUUUUACUAGUAUGAUUUUCUUAAACUUGUACGACUGACAUUGUGUUAAUACAUGUAUACAUAAGAAUAUGUAAUAGAAAUAUUUUCCAUUCUUCAUGAUAGAUUAAGAAUUUAUUUUUGAUUUAAAUAAAUAUAUAAGUAUUAAAUGUUUCUUAUUGCAAUUACGGUAAUUAGAAAAAAAAAAGAAAGUCGUUUUUAAUAUUUCAGAUGCUAUUGAAUUAUUAGCUGUACCUGACUAGUGAGUUUUAUUUUUCUAAUAAUGACUCAAUUUACUGUUGCUUUUUCCAUAAUAGCUCUCUAAAGAAAACGUUUACUCCACCAAAUUAUUUACCCUUGCAUAAGUACAAAAAAGUAUUGCAUUCCAACGUAACAAGCGAGCAUUUAUGACAGUAUCAUUUGAAUUAUAUACUUUUCCCAUCCUUUUAUUAUAAAUACCGAAAAUAUAUACGACAAUCUUCGAUGUAACUUGAAAAGAAAAAUACGAUUUUGAAAAAAUUAAAAGGAAUGAGUGUAAUAAAAAAAAAUUUUCUACUUAAAAUAUUUAUGUAUCUUUCAUUAUUAGGUAAUGUAUAUAUAUAUAAUGUAUAUUUGGUAUCUGCUGUACAUCGAUAAAUAGUAAGUAGUAAAUAAUGAAACAGUUUUUUUUCUUUGCAAAGAGGUUUCGUUACGAGUGUUAUUGACAUUGAUCUAAG
Molecule: messenger RNA, 1325 nt
Organism: Agrilus planipennis (emerald ash borer)
Lineage: Eukaryota; Metazoa; Arthropoda; Insecta; Coleoptera; Buprestidae
Product: enhancer of mRNA-decapping protein 4-like
Exons: 3
Coding region: 29-592 (187 amino acids)
Biological process (GO): deadenylation-independent decapping of nuclear-transcribed mRNA
Cellular component (GO): P-body
Source: RefSeq, a predicted model, not a curated record